Molecule: messenger RNA, 3164 nt
Organism: Struthio camelus australis
Lineage: Eukaryota; Metazoa; Chordata; Aves; Struthioniformes; Struthionidae
Source: RefSeq, a predicted model, not a curated record
UGUCUGUAGGAUGCAUCACUGGCUGAGGCAAACUCAUUCAGUCCUUCAAUGCCAACAUCUCCCUCAUCUAUGAUAAACCAGUAUAAAUUUGAAGAUGAACCAGAUUUAAGAGAUCUCUUCAUUACAGUUGAUGAUCCUGAAAGCCAUAUUACAGCCAUUGAAACAUUUAUUACGUACAGAGUAGUCACAAAGACAUCUCGCUCUGAAUUUGACUCCAGCGAAUAUGAAGUUCGAAGACGAUAUCAGGAUUUCCUCUGGUUGAAGAGCAAACUUGAAGAAGCACACCCGACACUGAUUAUUCCUCCAUUGCCUGAAAAAUUCAUAAUGAAAGGAAUGGUGGAACGAUUUAGUGAUGAAUUCAUUGAGACUCGAAGAAAAGCUUUACAUAAAUUUUUGAACCGCAUUGCUGAUCAUCCAACUCUAACUUUUAAUGAAGACUUCAAAAUUUUUCUUACUGCACAGGCUUGGGAACUUUCAUCACACAAGAAGCAGGGUCCUGGUUUGCUGAGCAGAAUGGGACAAACCGUAAGAGCUGUAGCAUCCUCAGUAAGAGGAGGAGUUAAAAAUCGACCUGAAAUGUUUACAGAAAUGAAUGAUUACAUGGAAACUUUUAGUCAGAAAAUAAAUGUAUUGGACAAAAUAGCUCAUAGAAUUUACAAGGAAGAAAGGGAGUAUUUUAAUGAAAUGAAGGAAUACGGCCCCAUCCACACGCUUUGGUCAGCAUCAGAAGAAGAUGUAGCAGACUCCCUAAAAGGUGUUGCCAGCUGCAUUGACAAGUGUUGCAAGGCUACAGAGAAACGAAUGGCAGGGCUCUCGGAAAAUCUGCUGCCAAUUAUACAUGAGUAUGUUCUCUACAGUGAAAUACUGAUGGGUGUUCUGAAAAGAAGAGACCAAAUCCAAGGCGAGCUUGAUUCCAAAGUUGAUGCUUUAGCCAGUAAAAAGGCAGAAAAGGAUCUGAUCACAGAAGAAAUUGGGAAACUUGAAGACAAAGUAGAAUGUGCCAAUAAUGCUCUGAAAGCUGAUUGGGACAGAUGGAAGCAAAACAUGCAGUAUGAUAUGAGAUCAGCAUUCACGAAUGUGGCUGAGAAUAAUCUCCGUUAUUAUGAAGAGAAGACUUCAUCUUCAGAUUCGACCCUAGGAAAUGUCACCAUAAACUGAGUUUUUAAGAAAAGUAUCAACCAUGGAAAACAGGGGACUGGAAUAGAAACAAAUAUGGCAUGUGAAACACUGUUUCUGUUAUCAUCCCUACUGCACAUUCUAUUUUUAUAUCUCCUUUUUAGUUAGAUAUGCAGUUGUACUAUGUGAAAACCUCUUCACUGUUAUUUCAAAAAAUGAUGUUGCAACCUGUAGCAGUAAUCAGAAUAUGUUAGGUAAAGUAGCCUUAUUUAAGCUCUUGCUAUUUCAUUUUGUGUAUUUAGGGGUUUAUAUGUCUUAUAUAAGACUUUUACAAGUAACUGGAUUAGGAACUUUAAGUACUAUGCAUACACAUUUAAUUUCUUGGACUUGAGCUGUUCUUUUUUCCUGUCCCUCUCCUUUGUUAAAACAGGCUGGUCCUCUGUUUAGAGCUCCGUUUUCACUCUCCCAGGAAAACUAAGUAAAAUCAUUAUGUAAUAAUGGCAAAGUAUACAUCGUUUAAAAAUAUCAUUUAUGCAGUUCAUGCUUUACAAUAUAAAACCUUGAGCCUAAGGCACAGAGACCUAGUUUUGUAUUGGUAUGGUUAAUUAUAAAACUUGUCAGCUGUAGCAGCACUGUGAUGUCUGACAGUGAAAUAAGCCAUCAUAGCUCUUACAUUUUGGAAAGCAUGUUUUGCUUACAGAAAUGAGAAUAAAUUAAAAAUUGAAUAACUUGUGUAACAGAAAAAAACACUCUUUGUCUAGAAAGGCUGCAGUAGAUUGUAUCUAUCUGGAUAAGCAAUAUGUUGUGAAUUCAUUUAAAAAUGUGCAUUUUGGCUUAGUGCUGCAGUGAUAACACAGAGCCAUUCUUAUAUUCCAGCCAGUGCAGAUAAAUAUUUUAAUUCACAUUACUGAAAUGAGAGGAUGACAAAACAUGGAGUUACAAGGGAUAAAUUAAACUGUGGCUCAUAAAUAACAUCAUUCAAUGCCAGCAAAAGACUGUUCAAGAAACUGAUCAUUUCUUGUCCCACACCUAGAAAAAAUCUAGGAAAACAGAUGUGCCUUGCAGCUUUCUCGGAUGGUAAUUCAGUUUGGGCUCUAGCAAAUAGAAAUCUCAGAGUCUGAGAGCCACAAUGAAAACACAUUGCUAGCAGCUAUCUCAUAGACAUUGUAAAACCAAGAUGCCACCUUCCAGCUCAAGCAUCUCAGAUAGACUCAGCUGCCACACUGUCACAUGAGGUGGGGGAGAAUCUGUCUAACGACCAAACCUUAAAGGCUUGAAACAAAAGAUCAAAAAGACCUUUUAAGCCAGAAAUCAGUUUGCAACACGCAUAGAUCACUGUUCAUGCUAGUUCUAUUUUCACUGCCUGUCUCCGAUUUUAUAUUUUUCAGUAUUUCAAAAUAGCAUUUCUCCAAAAAGCCAAUGAAGAAAUGCAGAUUUCCACAUAAAUCCUAUCAAGUAGUGUUAUUACUCUCUCUCUCCACAGUAAUUCAAACCUUAGAUCUACUCUGAACAGUAACAUAAGGUCGUUCUUCUGUACAAGAAGCAGCAGAAACUAGUUGGGGAUUUUGUCAGCAAGAUCAGAAAAGAAAGAGCCGGGGAGUGGAUUCAUGGCUUAUGAGGUCUGAGGAACAAUAUGUGAACAGACAUAUCGUCUCUAACAUGCCUGAUAGUGACUAAAAAACCUAUGUAGAAUUAAGGUUAAGGUCUACGUUUUUUUUUUUAGUUUGUGAUCUCUUAGGUCAGUUGGCUGUUUUCACCUCUCAUAUUGUCUUGCAAACCCACAUCUUUUACUUUUUAAAGUGUACCUUGAGAGAGUCCAUAAUUGCUGUCCUGUUUGGUUACUCUAGUUUGAUGGUCAUCCUUGGUUCUGCAUCCUUCUGUCAUCAUGGAUUCCCACAACUCUUGUCAUAUUGUGUAUUUCCUUUGUUAUGUUCCUUAUAAACAUUAUUUGUGACCAUCAGCUCCUCCCACUUGUCUGUUUUCAUGUAAAUAUGCAAUAAUACCAGGAUCUAAACUCUUUAAUAUACAAUUAAAUCCACAUUGGCUUA